This is a messenger RNA of Lycium barbarum (goji berry), 996 nucleotides long. Its product is annotated as protein NRT1/ PTR FAMILY 5.6-like. Gene Ontology annotation, biological process: transmembrane transport. Gene Ontology annotation, cellular component: membrane. The coding region runs from base 1 to 996 and encodes 331 amino acids. The transcript is spliced from 3 exons. The record is from RefSeq and is a predicted model, not a curated record. NCBI's taxonomy places the organism in Eukaryota, Viridiplantae, Streptophyta, Magnoliopsida, Solanales, Solanaceae. Gene Ontology annotation, molecular function: transmembrane transporter activity.
AUGUACAAUCGUAGCAGGAUUUUUCGUUUUCUUGUUAGGCAUCCCAUCUAUAAACACGAGGAUACAUCUCCUAGCCCCAUUCUUAACGCUUUCAACGUUGUUAAAGCGGCAGUUUUAAAGAGACAUCUCGAUUACCCAGUUUCUCCUUAUCAGUUGUUCAGGAAUUACAGUACAAGUGCUACAGAAAUUCUUCCUCAUAUUGCAUUCCUCAGAUGGUUAGACAAAGCCGCCAUUGUGGAACCAUCGCCUCCUUAUCCAGUAUCAACAGAGCAAGCUGAAACUGCCGGCAGGCUGUUUGAGGUAGAAAAAGUUAAGGAUGUGAAAAGCUUGAUAAGAGCUACAACAAACGCCUUCUUUUACGAACAAGCUAACUACAUGGAUGACCGUCUUGGGAAGAUAUCCCAUGUCCCAAUAGUAGUUUUUGCUACUAUCAAGACUUCCACAAGUUCUAUUAUAUCAAUAAUAUGUGAAUUGUUGAAGAGUAAAGGAAGUGCACGACGACGGCCUCCACUGUGCAGAAUUAUUCUUGGAAUGUUAUUUUCUAAAUUAUGUUGUCUUACUGCUUGGAGGGUCGAAGUUCACAGGCUUCAUCAUUUGAAGGUACAGAGGGUCGAAGACGGGGCUGAGGUAUACAUUAACCUAAUUAGUGUUUUUUGGCUAACACCUCAGUUCUUCUUGGUUGGCGUUAUGGAUGGACUUUCAUCAAGUGGGCUCCAAGAUUUCUUUGAAACUCAAGUUUGUAAGUCAAUGAAAGGGUAUGCUCUAGAAUUCAGCGAAUUUGCCACUAGCAUUGGGAAAUUUGUUAGUGUGAUCUGCAUCAUCAUUUUCAAUUCUUGGUUUAAGGAAGACAUAAACGCAAGCCGUUUGGACAAGUACUAUGCUAUUUUAAUGGUUCCUACCUUCCUUAAUUAUUGCAUCUGUGGGUAUGUGAGCAACUGGUACGACAAUCAGCAGCUCCAUGACAUGGACAAUGCUCAAAAAUUAGAAGUUACAUAA